Messenger RNA from Drosophila ficusphila, 550 nucleotides. RefSeq lists its product as uncharacterized. Lineage: Eukaryota; Metazoa; Arthropoda; Insecta; Diptera; Drosophilidae. The record is from RefSeq and is a predicted model, not a curated record. The transcript has 2 exons. Bases 145 to 426 code for a protein of 93 amino acids.
GCUCCGCUUUGUGUUUGUUUCUUGAAAGGGGAACCUCCAGCUCCAAUCUUCAAUUCGAUCCGCCCACCGCAAUCGCAGUUCGACGGCGGUGUUCUCAGUGGCUUGCCGUCUCCAUAAUCACCAAAUUAGGCUUUGAUCGUUACCAUGCGGCAUCUGAUGCUUUUGGUUGUAAUCUCCGUGGCUUUGGUUCUGGCCAAGCCGGCAACGGAGGCGCCUCGUCUCCUGAUUGACUCUGCACCUUCGGUGGUCUCCUAUCAAGGAUCCUCGCAGGCUCAAACCCGCUUCGUCAUCGCGCCCAUGGGAAGGGCAUUGGGCUACGUGGAACCCACCAACCUCAAUCGAACCUUCCACACAAAAGCCACGCAGGAGGACGGUACUGGAUACGAGCAACUCAAUCUGAGUCCGGUUUAUGUGCCUAAUAGUUAGGCCAUGGAGUGCCGUAGUUUAAGCUAGUUAAAUGUGAAAAUAAAGGCUGCGUAUAUACAGUAUUUUGUUUCAAAUUUCCUGAAAAUGUCUUUCUCCUGAAAAAAUUCCAAGUCUCAGAGGGCUA